Molecule: messenger RNA, 617 nt
Organism: Mus musculus (house mouse)
Lineage: Eukaryota; Metazoa; Chordata; Mammalia; Rodentia; Muridae
Product: predicted gene 5553
Exons: 1
Coding region: 66-527 (153 amino acids)
Source: RefSeq, a predicted model, not a curated record
UGGAGAGCACAGGUAUAAGAGCCAGCGCUGUGCCCCAAGCCGGACAGGUUCCUGAAGCUGGCAGGAUGAAUGUGGGGGUGGCACACAGCGAAGUAAACCCCAACACUCUAGUGAUGAACAGUUUGGGCAUCUGGCUGGCCUACAUCAUCUCGGUAGGACUGCUGCACGUGGUUCUCCUCAGCAUCCCUUUCUUCAGCAUUCCUGUUAUCUGGACCCUGACCAACGUCAUCCAUAACUUGGCAAUGUAUAUCUUCCCACAUACAGUCAAAGGGACGCCCUUUGAGACCCCUGACCAAGGAAAGGGUCAGCUUUUGACACAUUGGGGGCAGAUGGACUAUGGACUACAGUUUACCUCCUCACGAAAGUUCCUCAGCAUCUCUCCUAUUAUACUCUACCUCCUGGCCAGCUUCUACACCAAGUGUGAUGCUGCUCACUUCCUCAUCAACACUGCCUCACUGCUCAGCAUGCUGCUGCCUAAGCUACCCCAGUUCCAUGGGGUUCAUCUCUUUGGAAUCAACAAAUACUAAAAGAUGGGUUGCUAGUUCUGCAGGCAUUGAGGGAAGGCACUGGAACUAAUAUAUAAUGUUUUCCCUUCUCCACCCUAUCUUCUGUAUCUU